Setaria italica (foxtail millet) is the source of this 964-nucleotide messenger RNA. RefSeq names its product pathogenesis-related protein PR-1. The transcript has a single exon. The coding region runs from base 70 to 594 and encodes 174 amino acids. NCBI's taxonomy places the organism in Eukaryota, Viridiplantae, Streptophyta, Magnoliopsida, Poales, Poaceae. Gene Ontology annotation, cellular component: extracellular region. The record is from RefSeq and is a predicted model, not a curated record.
UAUGCAAUCGCCCGGCCACGACCCACUGGCGGUAGUGGCAGUACAAUCCCCAGCUCAGCAUCGCCUCCCAUGGCCUCCUCCUCCUCCAGUUGUCACAAAGGCCGCCGCCUUGCCGCCGGCAUUGCGCUCCUCCUCCUCCUCCUCGCCGGCAAUGCCGCCGCCUACCCCGGCGGCGGCGGUGACCUGAGGUACCAGUUCCUGUCGCAGCAGAACGCGGCGCGGGCGUCGAUGGGCCUGCCGCCGCUGGUGUGGGACGAGCGCGUGGCGUCGUACGCGCGGUGGUACGCGCAGUCCCGGCGCGGCGACUGCGCGCUGGUGCACUCGUCGGGGCCCUACGGCGAGAACCUCUUCUGGGGCAGCGGCACCGGGUGGGCGCCCGCGCAGGCGGUCGGCGCCUGGCUCUCCGAGCGCCCCCGCUACGACUACUGGAGCAACAGCUGCUACGGCGGCAUGUGCGGCCACUACACGCAGAUCAUGUGGCGGAGCACGCGGCGGGUGGGCUGCGCCAUGGUCACCUGCUACAACGGCCGGGGAACCUUCAUCACCUGCAACUACGACCCGCCGGGGAACUACGUCGGCGUGCGCCCGUACUGAGCGGCGGCUACUGGUUAACCGGUGGCCGGGCGCCGGUGAACGAUCACCUACUACCUCUUCUUCCAUGCCACUAUCGCCUUGAUCCGCGGGGCCACCCUCCGCACGGCUGCUAGCGAGCUAGCUGGCCGGCAUGCUGCUGCAGCCUGGCUCUCGCUGCCCACCAUUAAUUCGUUGUCACGACAUUGGUCGAGAUGCUACAAGUGUACAAAAAUGCAUCAUUAUUUGUUACGGUACUACCAUGCAUUACUAUUUACUUUCUUCUUCUUUUUCCCUGCCAAGAUAUAUCUAUAUAUACCGCGAGGUUAUUCGUAGGACCCGGGAAACUGCAACGAAAUUUGAGCUAACAGAAUGAGAACCUCGUUUUCCCCUU